UACCUACCUACCUAAUAUUAGUAACAGUUGCCUUGGACUUUUGUCGGCUUCAGGUAUUCUUUCAAGUUUGAAACGAACCAAGGGUUGCUGAUCUUUAUUGGCGCUUCCAGUCAGCAACUAGGCAGACCAGAGAUCUGAGAACACCAGUCACAUCGUGUUCAAUGACAGUUCUGGUACAAGAAAUCGCAAAGCCUCAACUCAGCCUCAAUCCAGGCGCCUAUCUGUCUGUGCCUUUUACUCGUGCCUGUCUGUUUGCGGUACUUUGAAGGAAUGAGUAAAGCGCCAGCAACUUAAUAAACAUGCCAUUCUCACUCGACGAUAUUGACCUGAUCUUUAGCUUAUUUCGUUGAUCCCGCCGUCUCGUUCUCGAUUGGGCUGUUUGCUUCGCGAAUCGCUGUGUAGAUCCUUCGUGAACGGGCCCUUCCGCCUCCGGGCUGUCAUCAAUAUAAUUGCUGAUUACAACCCCGCAAACCUCCCCUCAAGUCCAUAUUACCAUUAGCGAAAAUGGGCAUACGCGACAUUCUCAAGAAGAAGGACGACCUCUCCACGGGCCAACCGCCUGAGAAAGGCACUAUCGAUCAUCUGGCAGCCCCCGAGUUUACCAUCAUCCGCUCCGACACCUCAACCCAAGAGCGCAUCUACCCGCCCUCGAUGAAGUCUGUCGACAAUCUACAUCUCGCAGUUCAAGAACCCAAAGAAAAAGACAAGUCCCGGCGAUCCCUCGAUGUCUUCCGAUCUGGUCGAUCACGCUCUGCUUCAGAGUCGAGCCAGACAAAGAAAGAGAGCGGCGCCCGUCGUCUGUCUCAGCGACUGCAUCUGAGCCGGGCACCUCCCUCGUCCGAGAACGUCCCCGAGAACCUGCCCGACAUUGUCACAUCAGACGAGGCGCAGUGGGAGAAGCGCGCGACUAUGCUGGCGGGUCAGAAUAACCGCGCCAGGAGCAACAGCAGGCCAGGCACGCCCUCGGACAGCAGUAGAGGCGAAGAGCGUGCUGUUUCGUCGCAGCAAAUUGAUCAGGAUAUUCAAGAAGCCAUUCGCCUACACGAAGAGGGGAAACUGGAGUUGUCAACGCGCAUGUUUGGGCGGCUGGCUGAUCCUCAAGGCGCCAACAACCCGCUCAGCCAAGUGUUGUACGGCCUUGCUUUAAGACACGGAUGGGGUUGCGCUCCAGACCCGGAGGGUGCUGUCAAGUAUCUUUCAGCUGCAGCCUCCAAUUCUGCAUCAAUUGAGCAGAUGGCUCUCCAGGCGGGCAUGAAGAAGGGUGGAGCUGCAAAGGGAGAGCUUGUUCUCGCCAUUUUCGAGCUGGCCAACUGCUUCAGGCAUGGUUGGGGUAUCGAAAAGGAUGCCUACGCCGCCAAGCAGUAUUAUGAGACUGCGGCGAAUCUAGGAGAUACUGACGCCAUGAACGAGAUUGCCUGGUGCUACGUCGAAGGCUUCGGGUGUAAGAAAGACAAGUUCGCGGCAGCUCGGUAUUAUCGACUGGCUGAGAAGGCUGGUAAUAAGACACUAGGGAACUCUUGGAUCUGGAAGGAGAAGUACGACCCUCUGGGCGAGGGCAACCGCAAGUAGUGCAACUGUAGCCAUGUGCCACUGUGACCGAGAAGUGCAUCUCCGCGAUGUAUAUGUCGUAUAAGUCAAUCAAAGAGGAGGAGGAGAAGCAGAUGGGACAGUCAACCACAUGGUUCCGAUUCGCCCUUUUGGAUGACCAGCCAACUUUUAUCCCGUAUUGAUGUAACUAAUUUAUUGGGGUGUCUUGCUCACAUCGACAUACCUAUAUGUAUACUUGCCAGAUACGGUUGGGUGGGGGUUUAUGUGUGCUUGUGUCUCGAUAUCUUACUAUUCUUAAGUAUAUAGAUAGAGUACAGGGUGUUUCCACCUUGCCUCUUGUUGUAAAUAUCGCAAAACGGUAUCUGAGUGGUUCUCUACUACGUACAUAUGGCUAGGGUGAAGACCAUUGGUGUAGUGUCGCA
Molecule: messenger RNA, 1970 nt
Organism: Fusarium verticillioides 7600
Lineage: Eukaryota; Fungi; Ascomycota; Sordariomycetes; Hypocreales; Nectriaceae
Exons: 6
Coding region: 505-1569 (354 amino acids)
Molecular function (GO): protein binding
Source: RefSeq, a predicted model, not a curated record